UAUCUACUCACCAGAUUCAAAAGAAUGGGAGUUUCUAGCUCGAUCAACUCCGAUGCUGUCAGAGAUUGACCGUAGACCGGCAACUCUCAUAGGGGGUAUUUUGUACUGGCCAACGAAGUCUAGAUAUAUCAUUGAGCUUGACCAUGCAAAGAAGGCUCUGAAAUAUAUUCAGUGCCCUCAUGAGACGCAUGAUAUAUUCAUGCUUAACAUUCACAUCUUCAAGGGACAUAAUGGAGAUGUUGCCCUUGCUGUUAUAAGAGACUUCACCCUACAAACAUGGGCCAGUACAAGAUCAUCAACAGGCGAUCACGAGUCAUGGACAUGUCAUAUAAAUUUUGAAUUGGAUACUUUUUUUGGCCUUGACACAUCAUUUCCAUACAAUUGGAAACAUGCAGUAAGGUUACUCUGCGUAUUUGAGGACAAAAAUGAGCUGGUUGUACGGGCAAAGGAGGGAGUAUUCCAAUUAGAUAUGAGCAACUGGCAGUGGAGAAAGUACAAUUCUGCUAGACGUUGGUGCACUUUACAUCCCUACUCAGUUAGACCGGUAACCGACCUGAUCCAGAGUGCAACAUCAAGGACACGAAAAAGAACGCGCUGUCAGGAACCCAUCUAAUUCAAAGUUCAACAUCCAUAAGAGAAAAGGAAGUCGCAUAUGAAGGAGCAAGGC
Molecule: messenger RNA, 667 nt
Organism: Lolium perenne
Lineage: Eukaryota; Viridiplantae; Streptophyta; Magnoliopsida; Poales; Poaceae
Source: RefSeq, a predicted model, not a curated record